Messenger RNA from Danaus plexippus (monarch butterfly), 2717 nucleotides. RefSeq names its product ADP-ribosylation factor-like protein 8B-A (gene Arl8). The record is from RefSeq and is a predicted model, not a curated record. Gene Ontology annotation, molecular function: GTP binding; GTPase activity. Lineage: Eukaryota; Metazoa; Arthropoda; Insecta; Lepidoptera; Nymphalidae. Gene Ontology annotation, biological process: anterograde axonal transport; protein transport. Gene Ontology annotation, cellular component: lysosomal membrane. The coding region runs from base 104 to 667 and encodes 187 amino acids. The transcript has 5 exons.
GCUACUUCUUACCGUCAAACAUUCAGGAUUAGACAAGUAAUUUUCACAAAAGGCGUAUUUAAUUUAACUUUUUCGGAAGUAUUACUGUGGACUAUUUACAAAAAUGUUAGCUUUGAUCAAUCGUAUCCUUGAUUGGAUUAAAAGCUUGUUUUGGAAGGAGGAGAUGGAACUUACCUUGGUCGGCCUACAAUAUUCGGGGAAAACAACUUUUGUUAACGUCAUUGCCUCCGGUCAAUUCAGUGAGGACAUGAUACCAACCGUCGGCUUCAACAUGAGAAAAAUAACCAAAGGAAAUGUUACUAUUAAAGUGUGGGACAUCGGUGGCCAACCACGUUUCCGUUCCAUGUGGGAGAGGUAUUGUAGAGGUGUGAACGCUAUUGUUUACAUGGUUGAUGCCGCUGAUCCCGAGAAGAUUGAGGCCUCCCGUAACGAGCUCCACAAUCUGUUGGAGAAGCAACAACUGACUGGUAUACCGGUUCUGGUGUUGGGGAACAAACGGGACCUACCGCACGCUCUCGACGAACACGGGCUCAUUGAACGGAUGAAUUUGUCAGCCAUUCAAGACCGUGAAAUCUGCUGCUACUCCAUAUCCUGCAAAGAGAAAGACAAUAUCGAUAUAACCCUUCAAUGGCUGAUAUCGCACAGUAAGUCGGGCUCCUCGCACUAAUAGGGCUCCAGCACCGGCCCCAACAGUAACAUGCCGCGUGCACUCCGAACAACGGCCCUAAACCGCCAGUUGAUACUGUAAAUUAUUUUCUACUACAUGUUAAACUUUAAAAAUUUCAAUAGCAUAGUGUUUUGCAUCGUAUCGGAUAUCUUUCCUAGCUAUAUAGGCUAUAACUAGUAGCUAGAGCUCGCUGCAUAGAUAAUACAGCAUUUAAACAGCAUGUCGUCCGCGGUGUCGACUCGUUCACUAAGAGUGCGCGUUCCGUGACCCCGUACACUGAUCGAAGCGAAUUGCACUUUCAAUGGAAUUGUUCUAACGAUUUCAUGCCACGAUACGUCACUGCUGCACUGGUGUGUGUCUUCGCAUUGAAUUACACUUCAACUUCAACCGUCAUGUAAAUAGUACGCUCAAAUAACAUUAUUUAUGCGCAAAAUAUAAAUGUCGAAUUAAAAAUGGCGACUUUAUUGUCUAUAGUGUCUGAAUUGUAAUUCGAUGAGGAAGUAAUCUACUGUAUUUAGUUACGUUCGUUUGAUCUAGCUCGAGUCGGUGAACGAUGUGUGGCGUGUUUUGCUUCCACGAAUGACUUGUUAGUGCCAAGUGUGUUUAUCGCUUUAUUAUAAUUAUUUUUUAUGAAUGCAAAAUAUUGCCACAACAAAAAUCCGAUGUAUAGCGACUGAUAGAUUAUAUAAAGUAUUCAAAAUGGUAACACCAUAUUUCGGUCUGUUAAGGAAAGUAUACUGACAAAUCAGUUUAUCUAUCAAUAAAUGGCUCUCAAUGUUAAAUUUAUAAUAAUUUGUUAUGAAAAUUGUGUUACCAUUAAAAAUAUAUCGUGUAUGUAUGCAUCUACCGGUUGCAAUGUCAGGGACAUAUAUAUAUACUAUAGUGUGUCUAGAUUUUUAAUUGUUAGCAUAUAUACAUAAUAAAUAUACUUAUCUCAUAUUGUUAGUUAAAAUAUAAGUUAUAAUAUAUAGCGUGAGUAUAAUUUCGCUCUAUAUUAGUUGUACAUAAACUUGAAGAAAAUUUUAAAAAAAAUUAUUUAAUCACAUUAAAGAUACAUUUUGUUUAUUUUUUUGUUAUUUUUUUUUUUUGCUAUAUUUCAUUAUAUCUUUCCUAAAUCUUGUCUUGUUUUUUUUUUAUUAUACGUCAGUGUCAACUGUCAUUUAAUACGAUUAGAAUGAUCCGAAUAAACGGUGAGGUUAAAUUUUUCACGUUCUGUACAUAAACUACAAAGACAUUAGAAUGUAAUAUAUGUUGUUCUGGUUGAUGAUUUUUUUUUAUACAAAUUGAUAAAUUGGCAAUGGAUUUAAUACAUAAAGGAAACCGUAAUAAUUAAAUUAACUAUUUAAACAUUGUUCGUUUCAUUUACAACACUAGAAGAUGACAAUGUAUUAAUUAUUAUUUCUAUGAUCUGAUUAAGUAUAUUUUGUAAUCUUCCGAUCAAUUUAACAUGUCUGAUUAAGUUAUUUUUUUUUUAAAUAUUAACCUAAGCUUUUAACUUGGCGUUUUGAAUUAGUUGUCUGAAUGACAGUUAAAAUUAACUGACAUUUGCAUCUAUAUUGCAAAAAAAUAUAUAAUACAAGUACGCGUUUGACGGCUUCAGCAAGAGAAUUAACUUAAAACUAAAAUGUAACGUUUUAUUAAAGCUGAUAAAAUCGAUAAAUACAUCUAUAUUACCAAAAUGUCAUUUUGGGCAACUUAUUGAAUGACACUGAAGAAAGUUAAGGCUGUGUAUUGAUUAAUGUGUAUGUUUAUAUAUUUGCACCAAGACGUCAAAAGUGGCGCGUUAACACAAAUUAUCAUAGAAUGAAUAGUGGGUUCAGACUUAUCUUGGUAAUAUAGAAAAGAUAGAAAUCUUUCAACAUUUUAAAGCAGCUCACUGUUAAAUAAAUACUUUUUGUUUAGCGCAAUCGUAAUUGUUAAAAACUUUAAUUGUAAUUGUGAAUGGUAUUUCAAGCCAUAUCAUAUCGGUGACCGAUUGAUGUGUAUGUCGUUUCUUUGUGUUGAUGUCGAUCGGCAUAGUUUUGAGGAAAUAUUAAAUUAUGUUCUAGUA